Messenger RNA from Cordyceps fumosorosea ARSEF 2679, 2133 nucleotides. Its product is annotated as tryptophan synthase. Bases 1 to 2133 code for a protein of 710 amino acids. The transcript is spliced from 5 exons. Gene Ontology annotation, biological process: L-tryptophan biosynthetic process. Lineage: Eukaryota; Fungi; Ascomycota; Sordariomycetes; Hypocreales; Cordycipitaceae. Gene Ontology annotation, molecular function: tryptophan synthase activity. Gene Ontology annotation, cellular component: cytoplasm. The record is from RefSeq and is a predicted model, not a curated record.
AUGGAGGCUAUCAAGCAAACAUUUCAGCGUUGCAAGGCGCAGAAGCGAUCUGCUCUCGUCGGCUAUGUCACAGCUGGAUAUCCCAGACCUCAGGACACUCCAGAGAUCCUCCUUUCCAUGCAAAAGGGUGGUUGCGACGUUAUCGAAGUCGGAUCCCCCUUUACCGAUCCCAUUGCCGACGGCCCUACGAUUCAAAAAGCCAAUGCUAUUGCGCUGAGCAAUGAUGUUACGAUUUCAUCGACUCUCGACAUUGUUCGUGAUGCCCGUAGCAAGGGCUUAACCGUUCCCGUCAUCAUCAUGGGCUACUACAACCCUCUCCUCAACUACGGCGAGGAGCGUCUCCUCACCGACUGCAAGUCCGCCGGCGUCAACGGCUUUAUCGUCGUCGAUCUGCCUCCCGAGGAGGCCAUUUCCUUCCGCAAGUUCUGCACCAAGGGCGGCCUCUCCUACGUGCCCCUCAUCGCCCCCGCCACCUCCGAUGCUCGUAUGAAGAUUCUCUGCCAGCUUGCCGACUCCUUCAUCUACGUCGUCUCGCGGCAGGGUGUCACUGGUGCCACGGGUACCCUCAGCGCCAACAUCCCCGAGCUCCUCAGCCGCGUCAAGAACUACAGCGGCAACAAGCCCGCUGCUGUCGGUUUCGGCGUCAGCACCCCUGAGCACUUCAACAGCGUCGCCUCCGUCGCCGACGGCGUUGUCGUCGGUAGCCAAAUCAUCACGACAAUCGCCGAAGCGCCUUCCGGCCAGAUCUGCGACACCGUGCAAAACUACUGCUCCAGCCUCUGCGGGCGCUCGGCCGAACAAGUUGCUGCCGACGCCAGCAACGUCGCCGCUCACGAUAUCCAAAACAGCGAGGCUACUCUUGCCGAAGCAACCAUCACGCCUGAGAAGGACAAGGAGUUGGUUGCGCAGCUAGCUGCCAUGCAUGCCAAGAUCCCCGACCGUUUCGGCGAAUUUGGUGGUCAGUUUGUCCCCGAGAGCUUGAUGGACUGCCUGUCCCAGCUCGAGGACGGUUUCAACAAAAUCAAGGACGAUCCUGCAUUCUGGGACGAGAUCCGCUCCUACUACGACUACAUGGGUCGUCAGUCCAAGCUCUACCUUGCCAGCCGCCUGACCGAGCAUGCCGGCGGUGCCAAUAUCUGGCUAAAGCGUGAAGACCUGAACCAUACUGGAAGCCACAAGAUCAACAAUGCCAUUGGACAGCUUCUCCUCGCUAAACGUCUGGGCAAGACCAAGAUCAUCGCCGAGACUGGUGCUGGCCAGCACGGCGUUGCCACAGCCACGAUUUGCGCCAAGUUUGGUAUGGAGUGCACAGUCUACAUGGGUGCUGAGGAUGUUCGCCGUCAGGCGCUCAACGUUUUCCGUAUGAGGCUUCUAGGAGCCAAGGUUGUCCCGGUUACUGCUGGCAGCCAGACUCUCCGUGAUGCCGUCAAUGAGGCUCUUCGCGCCUGGGUUGUCGAGCUAGACACUACUCACUAUAUCAUCGGCUCUGCCAUUGGCCCUCACCCCUUCCCUACCAUUGUGCGCACCCUGCAGUCCGUCAUUGGCGAGGAGACAAAGCAGCAGAUGAUGGAGAAACGCGGAAAGCUCCCCGACGCCGUCGUUGCCUGUGUCGGUGGCGGCUCCAACGCCGCGGGCAUGUUCUACCCCUUCUCCAAGGACCCGAGCGUCAGAAUUCUCGGUGUUGAGGCUGGUGGCGAGGGCAUCGGCACGGGCAGACACGGUGCCCCUCUCAGCGCUGGCUCCAAGGGUGUCCUGCACGGUGUCCGCACCUACGUCGUGCAAGACGAGCAUGGCCAGAUCUCCGAGACGCACUCCAUUUCCGCUGGUCUCGAUUACCCCGGUGUCGGCCCCGAGCUGAGCUCCUGGAAGGACAGCGGCCGUGCCGAGUUCGUCGCCGCUGACGAUGCGCAGGCCCUGAUUGGCUUCCGUCUGUGCAGUCAGCUGGAGGGCAUCAUCCCAGCCCUCGAGUCCGCGCACGGUAUCUACGGCGGCAUCGAGCUGGCCAAGACGAUGAAGAAGGGCGAGGAUAUCGUCAUCUGCCUGAGCGGUCGCGGUGACAAGGAUGUCCAGAGCGUUGCCGAGGAGCUGCCCAAGCUUGGUCCCAAGAUUGGCUGGGACCUCCGCUUUGAGUAG